Molecule: messenger RNA, 2034 nt
Organism: Rhinocladiella mackenziei CBS 650.93
Lineage: Eukaryota; Fungi; Ascomycota; Eurotiomycetes; Chaetothyriales; Herpotrichiellaceae
Exons: 3
Coding region: 1-2034 (677 amino acids)
Molecular function (GO): protein binding
Source: RefSeq, a predicted model, not a curated record
AUGGCCGGCUCGCGCUCUUCUAGCCGCAAUGCCUCACGAACGCGACGAAUGUCGGGGGAUGGGGAUGGAGAUGAGUCUGUCCUCGGCGCAGUGCUUGAUACGCGUCAGUUAGAAGCCUUUGGUCGAAAGGUGACGGCAACAGCAAGUCAUCUCAUGGGCGACAAUACCUCCACUCACUAUCCAAACGCGAUGAAUAGCAUCUCUCGACAGAUGCGACGCCCUGCCCUGCAGAGGGGUGUCUUUUCCUUCUCACAGCAAGCUCCUUCAGAAAUGGUUAGGGCCAAACUGUCCACCAGCGAAAUCGCACAUCGAGCCCUCACACACAUUUCUGACGAACAACUACAAAAUAUCCCCGAAGACGAUAAUACCUACUCCUUAUUCCAAGGCUUCCAAGCAUCUCUUCCCGAAGGAGAAAGCGAACACCGUAAAGGACAUCGUCGGCGGCCCUCCAAACAGCAUCGUCUAUUGGGUGCCGGUGAUGUGGAGGAAGAUGGUCCUCCGACGAUACAAGACCUUAAAAAGAAACGAAAUACCGUCAAUCAUAAACUGGAAAUGAUGGCUAUAAGGAAGAACAUGUGCACUACGGAGAUCCACGAGAUCGACCACAAAAUGGCCAACUUGCAAAGUGUGCGGAGGAUUGUGCUCGAUCGACUGGCUAAUCUAGAGAAUGAUGAAGCCGAGGUGGAACAUGAGCUCCUCGAACUCGACAAUAGAAUUGAAGAGAUGCAGGACGAACUUGACGACCAAGGCGCAAUAGAUCAGUCUACCAGUACACUCAAUCCUCCACGAGUAGCCACCCCCGAAUCAGAAGCCAUGGAUGCCUCAUUUAUGUCACAAUCAAUCUACGACAAACUUCCCUCAUCGGCUUCUCCAAAGUCCAAACGACGGCCGAAAUAUGCUAAAAGAAAAUCCAUACCGGUCUUGCAUGAACACCUGGAACCGGGAUCUCACAUCAAAACCCUCCCUGCACACACGGACUCGAUAACCGCGUUGGAUUUUGACCAGCCUUUUGGUACCAUGAUAAGCGCAGCACUUGACGAUACAGUGCGUGUGUGGGACUUGCAUCUCGGUCGAUGUAUGGGCUUUUUGGAGGGCCACACCGCCUCUGUUCGGUGUCUUCAAAUUGAAGACAAUAUCGUGGCUACAGGCAGCCUCGAUGCCACAAUCCGGCUCUGGGACCUUAGCCGUGCUAACUAUGAACCAUAUGAGAACAAGAUCACCGAGAACGGUGAUAGUGACAAAGCCGAUGAUGAAGAUGACGGACUGGGAUUUGGGAAUGAAAAUGAGGAUGCUCCUCCUCCUCCACCCCCUGACGCGAUGGAAGAAUGUCCGCUUUUCGCCCUGGAGGCUCAUGUCGACGAAAUUACGGCACUCCAUCUCCGUGGUGACACCCUGGUCUCUGGCUCUGCCGACAAGACCCUCCGACAGUGGGACUUGGUGAAGGGCCGAUGUGUGCAAACCUUGGAUGUUCUUUGGGCAGCUGCCCAAGCUAGUUCGACAAUGGGCAGCACAGAUACGCAAUGGAGACCAACUGGCCGAUCUGCCGACUUGAAUGCCGAUUUUGUCGGAGCUUUACAAUGUUUUGAUGCAGCACUGGCGUGUGGCACAGCUGAUGGGAUGGUCCGCUUAUGGGAUCUGAGAAGCGGACAAGUUCACAGAAGCUUAAUUGGACAUACGGGCCCAGUGACAUGCUUGCAAUUUGAUGAUACUCAUCUCGUCACGGGCAGUGCAGACAGGAGCGUCCGGAUUUGGGAUCUGCGUACUGGUACCAUUUUCGAUGCUUAUGCUUACGACUCGCCGAUCACAAGUAUGAUGUUUGACUCCCGUCAUAUUGUCUGUGCCGCUGGUGAAGAUGUUGUCAAGAUAUAUGACAAAGUUGAUGGUCGACACUGGGAUUGUGGAGCAGGGGCCGCCACCAGCGUCGAAGAUCGAAUGGCUGGAGCAAAGACCAGUGUUGUUGAGCGUGUCAGGUUGAAAGAUGGAUACUUGACAGAAGGGCGGAGAGACGGUGAAGUGGGAAUUUGGACCUGUUGA